Molecule: messenger RNA, 231 nt
Organism: Rotaria sp. Silwood1
Lineage: Eukaryota; Metazoa; Rotifera; Eurotatoria; Philodinida; Philodinidae
Source: the annotation of a GenBank genome assembly
AUGGAAAAUAUUAUUCAACAAAAUCCAAUUUUAUCUCAAUCGAAUCAAGAUUCACGAUUAAAUCGUUCAUUAGAAACAAGUCAAUUUGUUGCGGUUGCUGCAUCUAUUAAUUUAAAAAAUCUUCUUUCUUAUCAAGAUGUUAUGAAUGCAAUUGAACGUGAUUAUCAUUUACAUGAAGGACAAAAACGUGAAAUAAUUAUGAAAUUAUGGUUAAAAGGACAAACAAUGAUU